AUGUUACGAUGGCCGGAUCUCGUUCGUGACACCCGCCUCAGCACGAAAGUCGAAGACGAUGUCACGAUCCACCACCACGAGGACUCAGACGAUGAGAACAACGCUCGGUCGACAUGGCGAGAGGAACGCUGGAAGGCGACGGUCCGUCUGGGCUACGGCGGUUGUGGUAGCGUCUGGCUGCAGGAAUGUGUCGAUGGAAAGCGAGGGAUCGACAGGCGUGCCGUCAAAGUCAUUCCUCGGAUGAAACUCAAAGACAAGAAGGACAACUAUGUGUCUGAACUGGAGGCUAUUGCCAAGUUCUCGCAAAAACGUUACUCAAAGUGUUUUGUCAAAUUCCUCGGGUGGUAUGACGAUGACGCCUCGAACCUUUAUAUCGCCAUGGAAUACUUUCCUCUUGGAGACCUGCAAAAGUAUAUGGACAAGCCUGGGCUCAUAGAUGAGGCGGAUGUACGCGAGAUAUCGUUCCAGGUGCUUGAAGGGCUGUCUUACAUGCACCGGGAAGGGUUCGCCCAUCGGGACAUCAAGCCUGAUAAUGUUCUUAUCCGGUCACAGCCACCAACAAGUAAGUGGUGGGUCAAGAUUAGCGACUUCGGCAUCAGUAAACGCGUCGAAGGGCCCAACAAGGUAGUGUCAAGUAUCAAGGGCACGAUUCCGUAUAUGGCCCCAGAACUUCUCUUUCAUGAGCCAAGCAGUCCAAAUCCAGUCGACCAUCAAGCGGCCGACAUGUGGGCACUUGGCGAGAUGGCAUAUCGCCUUCUAACCAAGACGGCCGUUUUCCCUACCCAAAACGCAAUGAUCAGGUAUCUAGUGGAUACAAACUUGUUUCCUACAGACAAUCUCGACAAGAGAGAUGCAAGUUUGGAUGCAGUCUCCUUCAUUCGCGCGCUUAUGGAGCCUCAUCCUGAUAAACGCCUUGCAUCGGAAACGGCCAUGGAGCACGCCUGGGUUGCACCUUUACAGGGCUAUAGGGCACAUGUCUUUAAAACGUCAACACCCAUACCAUUGGAUUCAUCUGUUCCAAGCCGCCAGCCUGUACCAGCUCUUAAUUCGAACUCUUGGGCCACAGCAUCGACUACUAGUUCCAGCUAUCAACCAUAUACAAGAGCUCCGGGGAUGAGUAAUGCUUCAUCUCUACAGAUGUCGUCCCCUGUACACAGCGGCAAAGAAAUUGAGACGACACAAAGUUCAGACGCGAAUAACACUACUGAGGAUAGCAUCUAUGAGCCUGUGCUUGAUGUACCCCAAGUUUCUGUCGGCCCUUUGAGAGUUUCCCAGGCUCUGCAGUCAUCAUCUUCUCAGCAGCCGCAGACUCGUUCACAGCCCCCUCCCCUAAAGAUGCCCUGGCCCCGUUCUGCACUUCCUCAAGGACCUCCGCCAGUCCGGUUAGGCCACAGCCGUUCCCAGUCUGUGCAAGGAACCUCCUCGACAGAACCACGCUCACAAGAUCUGAUCGAGCGCCCAAAGAGUGUGCAAGCCCCUCGCUGCACGCAGUGUUCAACUCCCUUCAGCUCCACCAACCAGAAAUACCAAUGCCCUAACUGCAAAAGCCUCUUCGAUGACAAAUGCUCUAGUCAAAAGAUAACGAUGUGGUGGGUGGGCCUCGAACCGGUCAGAGUUGAUGAUGAAUGUUUCGCCAAGUUGUCUGGAGAAAAGCUACUAGUUGAUGAGACUUUCGACCUUUGUCCUUAUCUAGAAAAGAUAAAACGCGAACUCUUCGACGAAUACGCGAUGAUUCGGAAUAGGCGUUCUCCUGGGAAGAUUAAACCUUUACCCAAAACCCCGGUAGAAGCAAGACGUCGUAAAGGGACAGAAAAACUCGAGGAGCGUGAGUUCGACCGGCUGCUCUCCGCCUUGGACAUCUAUUGGCCAACAAAACCCUCAAAGGACGACUAUAACGAUCCAAAAAUCUAUGAAAAGGAAUUCGGUAAAUACGUACGCGAAGUUGAGCAGAACCUUGAGAUGAUGGAAAAACGCGCAAUACACGAUCAAGAGCAGCGUGCGAAGAAGGCCGAUGCUAGGUCUGCUGGACAGAAAUUGAAGGAUCUUUUCAAGUUUACUGGUGAAGAAAAGAAGGGGGCUGUUUAGGUGAGACGAGACAGAUGAUAAAUGGACAUCAUUCCUGGCUUCAAAGUCUAUUCUUGUCUAACAAGGCACCUUCAUCUCCCUU
Molecule: messenger RNA, 2167 nt
Organism: Trichoderma atroviride IMI 206040
Lineage: Eukaryota; Fungi; Ascomycota; Sordariomycetes; Hypocreales; Hypocreaceae
Biological process (GO): protein phosphorylation; mitotic DNA damage checkpoint signaling
Cellular component (GO): nucleus
Molecular function (GO): ATP binding; protein serine/threonine kinase activity
Source: RefSeq, a predicted model, not a curated record